AGGGAGGGAGGGCGGCAGGAGCCCAGGUUGGGCAAACUCCGAGGCAGCGAGAGCAGUGGUGGUGGCGGCGGCAGUGGCAGCCUCAGUAGCACUGAAGACUUCCGGUGGCGUGAACCGCGGUCAUGGACCAUAUCACGGUGCCCAAGGUAGAAAAUGUGAAAUUAGUGGAUCGUUAUGUGGGUAAGAAACCAGCUAAUGGGAUUCUAUAUCUUACUGCAACCCACCUGAUCUAUGUGGAGGCUUCUGGUGCAGCCCGGAAAGAAACAUGGAUUGCACUGCAUCACAUUGCCACUGUGGAGAAGUUGCCCAUCACUAGCCUGGGCUCUCCCCUGAUCCUCCACUGCAAGAACUUCCGGGUGGCACACUUUGUUUUAGACUCUGACGUUGUGUGCCAUGAGGUUUAUAUUUCACUGCUCAAGCUUUCUCAGCCAGCAUUACCUGAAGAUCUGUAUGCUUUUUCUUAUAAUCCCAAAUCCUCAAGAGGGAUGAGGGAAAAUGGAUGGAAACUGAUUGACCCAAUAUCAGACUUUGGGCGUAUGGGAAUACCCAAUAGGUACUGGACCAUAACAGAUGGGAACAAAAACUAUGAGAUAUGCAGUACCUACCCUCCCGAAAUAGUGGUUCCUAAAUCUGUUACCUUGGGAACGGUAGUUGGAAGUUCAAAGUUCAGAAGUAAAGAACGUGUCCCUGUGCUCUCCUAUCUCUACAAAGAGAACAAUGCUGCCAUUUGCCGCUGUAGCCAGCCUCUGUCUGGAUUUUACACUCGCUGCAUAGAUGAUGAGCUCUUGCUAGAGGCUAUUAGCCAAACGAACCCAGGGGGCCAGUUUAUGUACGUUGUAGACACAAGACCAAAGUUGAAUGCCAUGGCCAACCGAGCAGCUGGGAAGGGUUAUGAAAACGAAGACAACUAUGCCAACAUUCGCUUCAGGUUCAUGGGGAUUGAGAACAUCCAUGUGAUGCGGAGCAGCCUGCAGAAACUCUUGGAAGUUUGUGAAUUGAAAACUCCAACAAUGAGUGAAUUUCUUAGCGGCCUGGAGAGCUCAGGGUGGUUGAGACACAUUAAAGCUAUUAUGGAUGCUGGAAUUUUCAUUGCAAAGGCGGUGAAGGUAGAAAAGGCCAAUGUCUUAGUCCAUUGUUCUGAUGGGUGGGACCGCACAGCACAAGUCUGCUCUGUGGCCAGCAUCCUCCUAGAUCCAUUUUAUAGGACAUUCAAAGGACUCAUGAUCCUGAUAGAGAAGGAAUGGAUAUCCAUGGGCCACAAGUUCUCCCAAAGGUGUGGCCACCUGGAUGGAGACUCUAAAGAGGUAUCCCCUAUCUUCACCCAGUUCCUAGACUGUAUCUGGCAAUUAAUGGAACAAUUUCCUUGUGCCUUUGAGUUUAAUGAAAACUUCCUGCUGGAGAUCCAUGACCAUAUUUUCUCCUGCCAGUUUGGGAACUUUCUUGGAAACUGCCAGAAGGAUCGGGAAGAUCUGAGAGUCUAUGAGAAAACCCAUUCCGUGUGGCCUUUCUUGGUUCAGAGGAAAACAGACUUCAGGAACCCUCUCUAUAAAGGCUCCACUAUGUAUGGGGUACUCAAUCCUAGUACUGUGCCCUACAACAUUCAGUUCUGGUGUGGGAUGUAUAACCGCUUUGACAAAGGGCUGCAGCCCAAACAGAGUAUGAUAGAGAGCCUCCUGGAAAUUAAGAAGCAGAGAGCAAUGCUGGAGGCAGAUGUGCACAAACUGGAAAAGAAACUGAAAGCUCGUGAUGAGCCACCAGAAGAAGUUUGUACCUGUUCUCAAUUAGGGAAUUUAUUAUCUCAGCAUCUGGGAAGUCCUUUGACCAAUCCUCUCAGCUUUAUGGGUAUCGAUGGAGACCUGAAUACCUUGAUGGAGAAUGGUACCCUGUCCAGGGAAGGAGGCCUCCGAGCUCAGAUGGAUCAAGUAAAAAGCCAGUGUGCAGACCUCCACCGUGACUGUUGUGGAAUCAUGGGUAGCCUUAGGGCCAUAAACAUUUCUGGGGAUGUGGGCUCCUCUGGAGACACAGGCAUCACUGGGGCCAUGAGCAUCUCUGGCAACUCAGGCAUCUCUGAGGCUAUGGGCUUCUCUGAAGACAUGAGUAUCUCUGGGGCCAUGGGCUUCUCUGAGUGCAUGGGCAUCUCUGGGGACACAGGCAUCUCCAAGGCCUGCACCAAGGAGGCGGGCUGCUCUAAGCAACAGUAAGCUACUCAUCUGCUUCCUUACUAGGUGUGCCUGCAGCACCCACAAUGAUCCUUGUUCCAAAGAAGGUUAUGCUGCUUUUCCAAUUGGUUUAAAUGAGUGAGGCCAGGGUACCUCUCUUCCCAUUAAGAGUCUGGAAGGGGAUUUAGGGCCUUUACUGGUUAAGCAACCAGUAUAUGCAUGUCAAGUAGCCAAGAAUGUAGGCAAAACAAAGAAUAUGUUAUUGUUCUAGAAUGGGAUUUCACUUUAGAACUGUUGCCUUUCAGCUGAGAUAUUAGGCUGGUUCCAUUAUUCCAUUUUUUUUUUAAUGAUAAACCUCCCCUACUUUUCUACCCUCAUUGCUGUAGCAUGAGAACAAAGUGGAAAUAUUGUCACAGUGGAGAACUAAGACCCUGUUGAGGGGAUGGAGACACAGUGUGCAGCAGAUAACUGAAUUGCAGAAUGGUUUAAAAGAAAAUUUUA
Molecule: messenger RNA, 2660 nt
Organism: Ceratotherium simum simum (southern white rhinoceros)
Lineage: Eukaryota; Metazoa; Chordata; Mammalia; Perissodactyla; Rhinocerotidae
Gene: MTMR8
Product: phosphatidylinositol-3,5-bisphosphate 3-phosphatase MTMR8
Biological process (GO): phosphatidylinositol dephosphorylation
Cellular component (GO): nuclear envelope; cytoplasm
Molecular function (GO): protein binding; phosphatidylinositol-3-phosphate phosphatase activity; phosphatidylinositol-3,5-bisphosphate phosphatase activity
Source: RefSeq, a predicted model, not a curated record